CAGCAGCUAGCAAAAAGAUGCCCAUCUUUUCAAAGAAUAAUAAUAAGCAUAAAAUAUAAGGCUACAAGAGAAGAUGGGUUCUUCCAGCCUUUGCUGCUGGAAUGAAUAUUACCCCUCCCUCCCACUUGCCACCAACUUACAUAUAUGCCAGAGAAAUGGAUUCUCCAUUGUUUGUUUGUUUGUAUUUAUUUAUGAUAACCAGUAAUUAAUUACAUUGAUAUCCUACCCAGUCUGACUAGUAACUAAUAAAAAAAUCUAUACAUAAACAUUUAAUUAAUCUUAGUUUUGGUAAAGCUUUGGGAAAUGUUAGAGAGUCUGCUGUUGUUGUUUAAUUAGUUUAGUGUGCUAGCUAGCUGCAGAAUCCAACCACCCCCACUAACACCAUUUUCAUAAGACGUUAAGCAAAUUGUAUUAUGUAAUCUGUGUCCUGCAGUCUGUCUGUCUGACUGUCAUGGCCCUCCUUUUUGUGGUGCAUCGCCAUAACCAAUGCAGCCUGCAGAAACGAAAAUCCAACCACUACUCCUCCCACCAUUUGAAUGCUCUUUAUUUAAUUAAUCAUCUGUUGGCCGUGAAGUUACCAAUAUCAAGCUGCCAACCCAGAUGUGAUUAUGUCUGUGCAUAUAUAUGAAUGAAUGACAUGAAAGAUAGUGCAGCCAAAACCCUAAUGCAUAAUUCAUCGCAUGGAAGAAGAACCAGUAGUACUUGAAAUUAUAUAUCAUGCAUCUUAAAUCAUGUGCAAAUUAAGUCCUGGAAAAAAGUCUAAUCAUGAACCAGUAAUUGCAAAAGGGUCUCUUCUGAUCUGGAGGGUUUCCUUUUUGAAGCACAGUGUGAUAGAAUGUGUAUAAUUCAUUAUAAGCACAGAGAUACAGAUUCAUACUAAUGAUUAACCCCAUAGGCUAUAUAGCAAGGUAAAAAAAAAAAAGCAAUGAUGAGAAGCAUGAGGGAAACAGAAACUAACUUUGUGUCUUACACACAAAAUCUGUAGGUAGAGUCAAAAUGGUUCAUCAUUAUACCAAUCAACCUUUGCUUUCUAAAUCACCAACACCUACACAUCGGAUCUGCCAGCAGUUCAUGAAUUACAUUGUUUGACUAAUAUCAUAUCCAAGAGAGAGAGAGAGAGAGAGAAUUAUACCCUGGAAAAGAUAACAAUGGCGAUGGAAGGGUGAAACAGAAGGAGAUCGAGUAGUGUGGAAGCAAGGGUGAUUGAGGGGAAUGAAGCCUGGUCCGAGGGCCAUUUACCUUAACCAGCUGCUACCCAUUUUUGAGAUCUGGGAGCUAGCUAGCUCAUAGUGCCUUGGACCAGACAACGUUCCCCACAAAACACAAAGCUUCUUCUUCUUCGUUCUUCUUUUUUUCUCCCUCCACCCUGCUCCAUGGAUCGUUUUCUCUCUUUUUUGGUUACCCUUUUUUGGCGGUACAGAGAAAAGUAAAGGCACAGAAACCAUAAAGAAGGGAUGAAGAGGAAGAGGAAGAGGAAGAAGGUGGAGGUGUGGAGGGGUCGGGAGCCAGCUUGCCUUUGCACUAUUUGCUCCCUCCCUCCCUCUCAUGGCCGGCCAUUUAUUUAUAUAUAAAAAAAUGCCGGCAGGCAUAUAUCCCUCGAGUAAACAGCCAACAACCAGCAGACACUCCACAAUUAAUUAAUUAAGGUGAUAUAUAUAGUUAGACCCAGAAAGAAAGAAAGAAGAAGCAAAAACUUAUUAUUGGAGUGUCGAAAUCAGAGGUAUCUCCAUUAUUACGAUAUUGUCCGCUUUAUUUCAAGUCCGUAUGAGGGAAUUAUGUCCGGGUGUCUGUGUAAUGGACACUUAUAUAUAAUGAUACUUUCUCUUUUAUUAUUGUUUGUGGUACUUGGGAUUGUUGAUUUUAGUAUAGUAUGAAGUUGUUGAACCCUGAUUUCGACUUGAAAUAUCCCACAACUAACUUUUGUGAUUACAACAUGUCCAAUACGAUGUUAUCGUCUUUGUUUCACACACUGAUGAACUAUAAUAUAAAUGAAACAUUAAUUUAAUAUCGUUCAGACUAGAAGAAGAAGAAAAAAUAAUGAUUAUUAACCACCAAUAGAUUUUGAUAAUAUACACGGUUAAUUAAGCUAGAAAGUGACGAGUAUACUUGUGAGAUGGUGUGCCCGAAAUACAACUUUUGUGACCACAGCUAGCAAAAUUAUGGUGUUAAAGACAGAAUGGUUCGGUUGCAACUCUAGAUUCCAGUUCGAGCCAUUGGAUUCUAUUAAGCUAAACAUUUCAACCAAACAAAAAUGUAUAUAACUCGGCCACAUGAACAACUCAAAUUUGAUCAGCUUUCGUAACGAAGUUCAUGAUAAUUCUUAUUGUAUGGCUCCUUUUUUUGAAAUUGCUAAUUUUUUUUGUGACAGCAUAUACUAAUUUUGAACUGCUUCAUGUGUUCUGCCAAUUUGAAUUGUUUUAUCCAACUCAAAUAUUUAUUACAGCUUACAAAGUACUAGGUAACUAGACCAAAUGAUCCAUUCUAACCUUACACCAAAAAAAUUUGACACAUCCAACCAGAUUUGUUACAGUUAUAAGGAUCCCUCCAUAUCAAAAUUAGCCAACUAGUUGCCCAACAAAACAAAAGUAUCGGGCCGAAUACCCAAACUGUCAGCCCAAUAGUGAUCGGGCCUGGAGCAUUUUGAAGCCCACAAUCCAACAUUAACCACUAGGAUGCGAGGCCCGUAUUAUAAGCCCAAAAUAAAUAUUGGAAAGAGAUACUGACAGCUCUGCUAAAUUUGACUGUCUGUAACCAAAUCCCAACUCAUAACUCAAUCAAUGUUUGGUGAGAGAGACAGAUCAUCACACCCUCCCCUCUUAAUUACAUGCCAAAGUCAAACUGACUAAUAACUUAACCCUCAUUAAGUUCCACUUCCCAACAAUUAGUUGCAUUAAUCAAAUUAAAAAAGCAAUUUAGGUUCCGUUUUAGUCCCCCGAAAACAAAGCCAUUCCCACAAACCAAUUCCUCUCUUUCUCCCUGCCUCAAAAAAAUCCAAAAAACCACAAAAAAAAAUACUGUUCCUUCUCUCUCUGUUUUCCUCUUCUAAUUAACGGCGUACCGGCCUGAACACGUCGCCGGCCGGGGAAUUGGGCGGGGAGAGGAGGCGACACAAAACAAAGGAGAGUAUAUCUCAUCUCCCUUCUUCCUCCCCCCUCCGGCCACCACCACCACCACCACCGUGACAUGAAACCCACUCAUCUCCUUACAUUUCCAUGCAUUUACCCAAAUCCCAAUCUCCAUCAUCUUCCUCCUCGUCAACAGCUCGGCAAUCAUCACGGCCACCGGAGGUAGCCAUAUUCAGCACCACGCGCCGUCGCCAUUCCCAUUGCCACUACCACCGACACCACCAUCACCACCUCUUAUAGCUGUCAUUCUCAUCAUCCACCGCAUCUCCUCCCCCACAACAACAAAAAGGGGGGAGAAAUUGAGAUUGAAAAAUCAAUUCUCGAUUCGAGCUCACAAAUGCCAUGGUAGACAACCCACCACCGCCAUUCCUCGAAUUCCUCGUGGAUUUGGUCACCCUCUUCUCAAUCUUCGCCAUCCUCCUCCUCUCCCUCGUCUCCCUCCUCCUAAUCCUCCACCUCUACCUCAAAUCCUCCACCACCGCCGCCUCCUCCCCGUCCCGCCGCCACCUCCGGAGCUUCAAUUCCCUCUGGGCCGUCAGAUCCCUGCUCGUCCUCUUCGUCGCCCUCUGGGCUUUCACCGAGCUCCUCGUCAUCCCGUCCUUCCGCCGCCGCUACCUCGCCCCCUUUUUACCCAAAUCCCUAACAAUCCCGCAGCAGAUCUGCCUCUGCCGCCUCCACGUCACCCUCUCCCUCGGCCUCUUCCAGCCCGGCUUCCUCGUCGCCCUGCUCUACCUCGUCAAGAUCUCCGUCAAGAAGAGCACGCCGCGCGGAUCUCGGGCAAUCCUCUCCAUCGCCGCCACCUGCUUGCCCGUCCUCCUCCUCCAGCUCGUCUUCAUCUUCGGCGCCUCCUCCGGCCUCUUCCGCCUGCCGCCCUUCUUCAACCGCAGCUACCUCCUCCCCCGCACCGUCCUUACCCCCAACAACAAGAUCCCCAUCGCCGCCGCCGCCCACGGAAACGACGCCGUCCUCUGCCUCUACCCGCUGAUGAGCUGCGUCGUCUUCGGCUCCUUCGUCGUCUGGUACCUCGCGGCGUUCUCGAUCUCCUGCUUCAAGGCGCUGACCCUGGUCAUCAAUAAAGGGCUGAGGUUGCGGCUCUACGGAUUGACCCUCGUCGUGAUGAUCACCUUGCCUUUGCAGCUCGUCUGCCUCGGGUUCUCCGUCUUGUGGACCCCGCGGGACGAGCCGUACGCCGUGCUGUCGCUGUUCAUCUUCCUCGCGGCCUUCGUCAUGGCGGCGGCUGGGGAAGGGAUCCUGGUGAUUCGGCCGAUCGCCGAUUCGUUGGCUGCCGAUCAGGAGAUUCAAUUGGGGUCUGGUCGGGCGAUUCAGCUGGGUUCGAGCCAGGCGGCGGUGGUGGUGUUGCCGACGGUGACGACGGAGGAGGAGGAGAAAGCCAUGGUGGUGGUCGGGCCGGCGACGGAGGAAACGACGGCGGAUCGGAGUAGUCAUAGUGUACAGGUGUAAGCAUCAAAUCAUAUAUAUGUAGAGAGGGAGAGUGGGAAAAGGAAGAAUCUGUGGAAAGCUCAAUUCGAAGAGAUAGAGACGAGGGAGAAGGGGGUAACUGUUGCUGGUUAUGUGUGAAUUGUGAAUGAGUUUACAACACACAGGGAAAGCUUUUUUCUAUGUGUGUUGAAAUUUUGAUCAUUUAACAAGAAAAGAAAAUUUGUCUAUCAAA
Messenger RNA from Linum trigynum, 4797 nucleotides. The record is from the annotation of a GenBank genome assembly. NCBI's taxonomy places the organism in Eukaryota, Viridiplantae, Streptophyta, Magnoliopsida, Malpighiales, Linaceae.